This is a messenger RNA of Tripterygium wilfordii, 773 nucleotides long. Its product is annotated as basic proline-rich protein-like. NCBI's taxonomy places the organism in Eukaryota, Viridiplantae, Streptophyta, Magnoliopsida, Celastrales, Celastraceae. The transcript has 3 exons. The record is from RefSeq and is a predicted model, not a curated record. The coding region runs from base 154 to 573 and encodes 139 amino acids.
AUCUUCACAAAAUCCUAAACCUUAUCUCAAAGUAUACCCUCCUGCUCGCUCUUCACUUGGAGAAGAUCGGAGAAAAUUAGUAGUAGCCACUUGCCCUUUUAACGGGGUGAGAACUAACAAGUUUUGCUGGGCUGACCUCAGGGUGCUCCUAAAAUGAUACCACCCGGCCCUGGAGGACCUGGGCCGGGGCCGGGACCUGGACCUGGAGGUCCGCCUGCUCCAUGGCCUGGGCCAGGGGCUCCUGGGCCUGGUUGGGGUCCUCCACCAGCUCCGUGGCCUGUACCCAUGGCUCCUGGACCUGGACCUGCACCGGCUCCAUGGCCUGGACCCGUGGCUCCUGGACCUGGACCUGGACCUGGUGGUACACCGGCUCCAUGGCCUGGACCAGGAGGUUUCAUUGAUGGUUUCUUCAGUGGCUUGUGUAAUACCAUGUCAGCUUGCUUAUCUGUCUUGUGCUGUUGCUGGUUACUACAAGACUGCUUUGGCGGCCCACCUGGCCCAUUUCUGCCUCCAGCUCCACCUGGACCUUUUGGAGGCCCACCAGGCCCGCCUGCUGGACCACCCCCACCGUGACUAGUCUUCCCCAAUCCACGUUACAAAGAAAGCAACUGCAAACAAGAGAGUGAAUUACUAAUCAAGGCUUCAUUUUGGCGGGCGAUGGAGAGACGUGUACUACCAAAUCAAUUGUGUUUGUGUUUUAUUUUCGAAUUAAAGAUGUUCUUUCCCGCCUCUUCUUAUUCCGUUAAAAAUAACUUGCUUAUUUUUCUUCACAA